Molecule: messenger RNA, 741 nt
Organism: Charadrius vociferus (killdeer)
Lineage: Eukaryota; Metazoa; Chordata; Aves; Charadriiformes; Charadriidae
Gene: FFAR4
Product: free fatty acid receptor 4
Exons: 3
Coding region: 1-741 (246 amino acids)
Biological process (GO): G protein-coupled receptor signaling pathway
Cellular component (GO): membrane
Molecular function (GO): G protein-coupled receptor activity; peptide binding
Source: RefSeq, a predicted model, not a curated record
AUGCCGGGGUCCCGGGUCGUGCCAGGGGGGCACGCGACCUACUUCCCCUUCUUCUCGGACUUCAGGGGCCACAACGUGACGGCCCUGCGUGUCGGUGAGUCGUCCGCCCUGGCCUCCAUUUUCCUGCUGGCCUUGGUGGGAAACAUCUGGGGCAUCUGCCUGCUGGUGCGGCGGCAGCACCGGCUGCGCGCCGCCAACUGCCUUGAGGUUCAGAUUUGCACCUUGGUUUGGCCCAGCUUUGCAGGAGAAAUAGUUUGGGAUGUGACCUUUGCCAUUGUUUUCUUUCUAAUACCAGGAUUAGUCAUUGUCAUCAGUUAUUCCAAAAUCUUACAGAUUACAAAAGCAUCAAGAAGGAGUUUAAAUGCUGGUUUAGCCUACUCAGAAAGUCAUCAGAUUCGUGUUUCCCAGCAAGACUACAAACUAUUUCGAGCCCUCUUUUUGUUGAUGAUCUCUUUCUUUAUCAUGUGGAGCCCAAUUAUAAUAAUUAUUUUUUUAAUUUUAGUCCAGAAAGACAAACAAGAUUUAAAUAUUUUGCCAUCAGUUUUCUUCUGGAUAGUGUUAUUCACUUUUGCCAACUCAGCUGUCAAUCCAAUUUUGUAUAAUGUUGCCCAUUUCAGACGUAAAUGUCAGGAAAUUCUUCUCUGUUGUACAGGGAACCCUGUAAGGCAUGGGGCUGGUACAGAAACCACUGUAAGAAGAAGUAACCAUGAACAACCAAAUUUGUCUUUCAUUACCAGAUAA